Molecule: messenger RNA, 2257 nt
Organism: Bombyx mori (domestic silkworm)
Lineage: Eukaryota; Metazoa; Arthropoda; Insecta; Lepidoptera; Bombycidae
Gene: Orco
Product: olfactory receptor 2
Exons: 12
Coding region: 476-1894 (472 amino acids)
Biological process (GO): sensory perception of smell; detection of chemical stimulus involved in sensory perception of smell
Cellular component (GO): plasma membrane
Molecular function (GO): odorant binding; olfactory receptor activity
Source: RefSeq, a predicted model, not a curated record
GAGUUCAAAGCAUCCCCUGCCCACGCUCUCCAAGUUCCUGGCCAAAAACGUUUCCCCUCAGUAUCAGAGACCUUGAGUUCUCCAGGCCCAGCAUUAUUUCAUUUUUCUUUCAUCAUAUUGAAACUGACUAUAGUCGUUUUAUAUGGAUACCGUAGUAUUGUGAUGUAUAUUCAUUACAAUCGACAAGGAUGAAUACAUUCAUAAUUAAGACUAAGAAAUUGCCGGGUGCUGGGACGGUCACCAAAUGGUGAUUCCCACAACGUAUGCCCACACCCAACGUCCUAUUGGCUAAGUGACUUUCAAAACGUAACACGUCACAUGAGACUUUGAAUUGUGGCAAUGAAAAAAUCAAUCAUUUCAUUACUUGUUAUUGGUAAUGAUACACGCCUACAGUCCUGAAACGCAAUCAUUAAUGAUAGAACGUCUGGAGGAGUAAGAGAUAUUUACAUAAGAUACAUUUGAGGAGUCAUCCAAGAUGAUGACCAAGGUCAAGACGCAGGGCCUGGUCACAGACCUGAUGCCCUGCAUAAGAUUACUGCAAGCAGCGGGCCACUUCUUAUUCAAUUAUCAUGCCGAUACCUCCGGAAUGAAUAUGCUCCUACGGAAAAUAUAUUCGAGUGCCCAUGCCGUGCUCAUUGUCGUCCACUACAUCUGCAUGGGCAUCAACAUGGCACAAUACAAGGACGAAGUCAACGAGCUCACGGCAAAUACCAUUACGGUCCUGUUUUUCGCUCACAGCAUCAUUAAGUUGGCAUUCUUUGCGUUCAACUCUAAAAGUUUUUACAGAACCCUCGCAGUGUGGAAUCAGUCCAACAGCCAUCCGUUGUUCACAGAAUCAGAUGCCCGUUACCAUCAGAUCUCUUUAAGCAAAAUGCGAAGGCUUCUUUAUUUCAUCUGUGGCAUGACCGUUUUUUCAGUAAUCAGCUGGGUCACUUUAACGUUCUUCGGUGAAUCUGUCCGUAUGAUAGCCAGUAAAGAGACAAAUGAAACUUUGACGGAGCCUGCGCCUCGAUUACCCCUCAAGGCGUGGUAUCCAUUUAAGACAAUGAGUGGCGGCGGCUACGUUUUCGCUUUCAUUUACCAGAUUUAUUUCCUGCUUUUCUCAAUGGCAUUGGCGAAUUUGCUGGAUGUCAUUUUCUGUUCGUGGUUGAUAUUUGCCUGUGAACAGCUGCAGCACUUGAAGGCAAUUAUGAAGCCGUUGAUGGAACUAAGCGCUGCUUUGGACACCUACCGUCCCAAUACGGCUGAGUUGUUCCGAGUUUCAUCUACUGAUAAGACCGAGAAAGUACCAGAUGCAGUAGAUAUGGAUAUCCGCGGAAUCUAUUCCACUCAGCAAGACUUCGGAAUGACUCUACGGGGUGCUGGAGGGAAGCUACAGAACUUUAAUGCGGAGAACAAUCCUAACGGUUUGACAGCAAAACAGGAGAUGCUGGCUAGAUCAGCUAUAAAAUAUUGGGUUGAACGUCAUAAGCACGUUGUUAGGCUGGUUGCUUCAAUAGGAGACACAUAUGGAACGGCUCUGCUAUUUCAUAUGUUAGUAUCGACCAUCACUCUUACUUUACUGGCGUACCAGGCGACUAAGAUAAACGGUAUAAACGUGUAUGCAUUCAGCACGAUCGGAUAUCUCGUUUAUACUCUUGGACAAGUGUUCCAUUUCUGCAUUUUCGGUAACAGACUUAUUGAGGAGAGCUCAUCGGUUAUGGAGGCCGCCUACUCGUGUCAGUGGUACGACGGUUCCGAGGAGGCGAAGACGUUCGUGCAGAUCGUCUGCCAACAAUGCCAGAAGGCGAUGACGAUCUCUGGAGCGAAAUUCUUCAAUGUUUCACUGGAUUUGUUCGCUUCGGUGCUGGGCGCUGUUGUCACGUACUUCAUGGUGUUGAUCCAACUGAAGUAGACGUAGUCCUUAAUUUCUGUUGCUAAUCACGAAUUCAUAUUUCAAUUCCCACUUAUAUCGUAAAAUCUAAGCAAUAAAAUAUAUUAAUAAAAAAAAAACUACCCACUAAUUUAGAAACUUUAAUCGAAGUUGUAGCGUGGGCGGUAUUUUGCUAAUCUCGAUCAAAAACUGGGCGCGUAUCGCUGUUCGCUGUCUUCAUAUUUCCUAUGAGAGACUACGAUGGUGCCCCUGAAUUUUGAAGGUUUUAUUGUAAGGUUAUUAUUUAAUUAAUCAUGUUCCACAAACAAUCAAUUAAAUCUUUAAAAUUUUCGAAAUAUCUUUUUGUACCAACUUUGAUGUCGCAAUUAUAAAAGUUUAAUUUUC